GUGUGGGAGGCCCUCGUGGAGGCGCAGCUCGCCGGCUGGCUCCAGGAGCGCCUCGCCGCGGGCGCGGACGGCGCCGCGGCCAGCGAGGGCGCGGGCGCGGCCAGCGGCUCGGGGUCCUUUGGCGCCCCAGACGGGCCGCCGCCGCUUCAGCCAGACGAGGAGGCUCCGCGGGGCGCACAGCCGUCGGAGGGGGCGUUGCGGGACUUGCUCGCGCUGGAGGUCAAGGAGAACGGCCAGAACCUCUCCGCGGGGCAGCGCCAGAUGGUGGCCAUCGCGCGGGCGGUGCUCCGCAGCUCCAGGCUCGUCCUGCUCGACGAGGCCACCGCGGCCGUGGACGCGGCCACGGACGCAGCGAUACAGCUGGCGGUCCGAAGGUGCUUCGUGGGGGCAACGACGCUGACGAUAGCGCACCGGCUGCAGACCAUCCUGGAGACCAGCCCGCCGAAAGCCGGGUCGGGUGUUGCUGGGAGAGGUCGCGGAGCUGGGGCCCCCCGGGGAGCUGCUCGAGCGGCCCGGCGGAAUCUUCAG
This is a messenger RNA of Prorocentrum cordatum, 528 nucleotides long. The record is from the annotation of a GenBank genome assembly. Lineage: Eukaryota; Dinophyceae; Prorocentrales; Prorocentraceae.